AGAAGAACAGAAGCAGACUGAGAUAAAACCGAGCAGCGUUUUUUAAAAAUCAUGAAUGAAUUAAAUGAAAGCGAUUUAUUAUUUAUUGAGAAAUUUUUAAGUUCUUUUCAAACUUUAGGUGGUAAUGAAUCAGGGUUGAUUGAUUACAAUCAUUUCAAAUCACUUUUCUUACAAAAAUUCAAAGAAGAUGGCAAAGAAGCCUUGCAGUGUUUAGAGGCUGAAAAAUGCGUUGAUACGGAUAGCUUUGAUUUUAUAAAAUUAUGUAAAAUUAUUUUAAUGACAAAAGCUGCCUUCAACAAAGUUUCAGUUGAAAAUAAGAGAAUUCUUCCUUCAAGUCCCAGAAUUAACACCCACACCUAUACCAAAAAACGAGCAAAUGCUGUCACAUCAAGAAAAGUUGAAAAAAUUACAAGUCCUAAGAAACGUUUCACUCACAAAAUCAAAGGAACGUUGUACAAUUUAAUUGAAGAUUGCUUUUCAAACAGGUACCUGCUAGACAUUGCAGAAAACACUGAUGUAGAGAUUUUAGUGAAGCCUGUUUCACAUUUAGAAGGUGGACAGACAUUGUAUCCGGUUGAAGUAUUGGUUCUUCCACAGGAAGGUCCAGGUCUUAUUUCUUGUUCCACUGCAGUAAACUUGGAAGGAUUUUGUACUACAAAUGCAAGCUUGAAAAAAGGGAAGUACACAGUUGUUCCGGUUCUUUUGAAUUGGGCUGCCGAAGCGAGCCAUUUGGCCGAUAACGGUUUUUUCGAGUCCUUGACCGAAUUGUACGAGGAUGAGUCUACAUUUAACUCUGCAUUAGUCAUCAUUUUACAAGCCAUAUUUUGCUCGGUUGACCUGGAUGAAGAUGGUUUCUUGAAUCGCCAGGAGUUUGAUUUAUUUGCUGAAUACGUAUUAGGAGAACAUGCUGAAGAAUGGUCUGUGAAAAUAGAUGAUCGACUAUCUUUCAGUGAAUUUGUUGAGGAGUGCAAAUUUGUCUUGGAGACGGAUCCUUCUAGAUUCUUACACAUGUUCCAGCAAAUGGGAAUAGAUGGCUCUUUGAAGCAAAAGAAUGCGCAGUCUUUCACGUUAAUAAUCAACUCCACUUCUUCUAAGUUGGCUCUGAGACCUUUGUCUAUAGCAGCAUACAGCAGCCUUGCAGAAAAAUAUUUUAAGAAAAUAGCUGUAGAGAAAGGGUCCUCGAAGAAAGUGAAGAAUAUGAAUGAUUUGGUGUUAUAUACUCACAAGUUACCACACAGAGCAACAAUGGUUAUCCAAAAUCAGAAGCAAUAA
This is a messenger RNA of Uloborus diversus, 1272 nucleotides long. RefSeq lists its product as uncharacterized. The record is from RefSeq and is a predicted model, not a curated record. Gene Ontology annotation, molecular function: calcium ion binding. Lineage: Eukaryota; Metazoa; Arthropoda; Arachnida; Araneae; Uloboridae. The transcript is spliced from 9 exons. The coding region runs from base 52 to 1272 and encodes 406 amino acids.